Molecule: messenger RNA, 2571 nt
Organism: Penicillium subrubescens
Lineage: Eukaryota; Fungi; Ascomycota; Eurotiomycetes; Eurotiales; Aspergillaceae
Product: M28 family metallopeptidase
Exons: 2
Coding region: 1-2571 (856 amino acids)
Molecular function (GO): carboxypeptidase activity
Source: RefSeq, a predicted model, not a curated record
AUGGGCGACGAUAAGUUCGAGUACAAAUCCCUCCCUAUUCCCACAUAUGAGGAAGCCACCGCCCAUGCUUCCUCCUCCCGGUCCGACCUGGGUGAUGGCACCGAUGCCGAACGACAAGGGCUCCUCGGUCGCGAGGCCUCCAACUAUCAACCCCCGACGGUAGAAUCCGAACGCGGUAGUCUCGAUGGCCUCGCCUCCUCCGCAUCGGGCUCGACCCGGGGGUCGACCGAUGAACUGCGGAGGGAACUGGAUCAGAUGGAUGUGGACGACUCCGGAUCCAGCAGCACUCGUCCCGGGCUACGGCAUCACUUCUCCAAACGGUUCUCCAGUCUUACCCGCACGUUAUCAGCGAUCCAACGACCCCUGCAACGAUAUCUCCCGCGCAUGCCCAGUUUCCGUUUCACGAUAAACCUCAGCGAUACCCGGGCGCGCAUGAAGGACCAUGGCUGUAUCAUGCUAUUGCGGCUAUUCGCAUUGCUGUUGGUUGUUUCCUUGGUUUAUGUCUUCUUUAUCGGAGACAUCUUCAAUCUGAACAAUCGCAUGGUCAUGGGCCAGUCCUACAGUGCAUCAUCCGUGGAGAACUUCGUUCAGGGACACAUUAACGAAACCAACAUUGCCGAGAACUUGAAGUUGGUCGCUGGUAAUACUCGUGUUGCGGGAACAGAGGGAAGCUUUGUGCUGGCAGAAUGGAUUGAGCAUGAGUUUUAUAAGGCUGGAUUUGAUGAGGUGAAGCGAGAAGAGUUCCAGGUCUACCUGAACUACCCACGCGACGAUGGUCGCAAGGUGGCCAUCGUGGAUCCGCCUCAUCUGGUUUGGGAGGCCACCCUGGAGGAAAACGGGGCACAAUACCCUGUAUUCCAUGGGCAUUCCAAAUCUGGGAAUGUCACGGGACCUCUAGUAUAUGCGAAUUUUGGUUCGCGCGACGAUUUUAAGCUCUUGGCCGAUAAGGGCGUACAGGUCAACGGCUCGAUCGCUCUAGUACGGUACUACGGAACUGAGGGUGAUCGCGCACUGAAGAUCAAGGCUGCCGAACUGGCAGGAGCUGUGGGUUGUAUCAUCUAUUCUGACCCAGCUCAGGAUGGCUUUGUGCAAGGUCCUGCAUACCCCAAGGGCCGGUUUAUGCCCUCAGAUGGUGUACAGCGAGGCGGCGUCAGUCUCAUGUCUCAUAUUGUUGGCGACGUUCUCAGCCCGGGCUUUGCAUCCACUCCGGAGGAGAAGAAGCGACUCUCUCCAGAAGACAGCCCGGCCUUGGUUAAAAUCCCAAGUUUGCCCAUCGCCUGGCGCGAUGCGCAACGACUCUUGCAGGCGAUCGAAGGCCAUGGCUCCAAGGUACCGGAUGAAUGGGUUGGCGGAGUGCCCAAAGUUCAGGAAUGGUGGACGGGCGAUAAAAGUUCGCCCACUGUUCACUUGAUGAAUCUGCAGGACGAAGUCGAGCGACGGCCCAUUUAUAAUGUCCAUGGAACGAUUAUCGGAUUGGAGGAGCGCGACAAGAAAAUCAUCGUCGGUAAUCACCGAGAUGCUUGGUGCUUGGGAAGCGUCGAUCCUGGUAGUGGUACUGCAGUCUUCCUGGAAAUUGUGCGAGCCUUUGGCGAGCUGCUCACGUAUGGGUGGCGGCCACUUCGAACGAUCGAGUUUGUCAGUUGGGAUGGAGAAGAGUAUAACCUGAUUGGCUCAACUGAGCAUGUCGAGAAAGAAAUCGACAAUCUCCGAGCCAACGGAUACGCCUAUUUGAAUGUCGAUGUGGGUGUCUCAGGCUCCAAGUUCCGCGCAUCAGGGUCCCCAGUCUUUGAGCGCUCAGUACAUCAGAUCCUGGGCCGUCUCUCCGACCCCUUCGCCAAUAAGACGCUGAAAGAACUCUGGGAUGACCGAGGUCAGCGGCUUGAGCCUCUCGGUGCCGGCAGUGACUACGUUGCGUUCCAGGAUAUUGCCGGCACUUCAAGCAUUGACUUCGGAUUCGAAGGCGAGGCAUACCCUUACCACAGCUGCUAUGAAUCAUACGACUGGAUGGAGAAGUUUGGCGAUCCCGGCUUCGUAUAUCACAAACUCCUCGCUCAAUUCUGGGCUCUUCUCCUGUUGGAUGUCUCGGAGAACCCGAUGUUGCCGUUCGACAUGGAAGCCUACGGCAAAUCUGUGACCGGAUGGGUCAAGGAUUUGGACGAGUUCGCAAAGGCUAAGAAUGCAGAGGUCGACAUGCAACUUAUGUAUAACGCUGCAGCGGAGCUCGAGACCAGCACGGCACGGUUCCAGUCCUGGAACGAGGUUUGGCACGAUAGUGUUUGGGGCUCUGGUGGAUACGAGAGCAACGUCAUGGCGAUUCAGCGGGUCAACCACAACGUUCGAAUGGCCCAAUUCGACACUCAUCUUUUGGAUCUAGAAGCGGACGGCGGUAUUCCCAACCGAACCCAAUUCCGCCAUGUCGUCUUCGGGCCAGAACUUUGGUCGGGUUACGAUGCUUCCAUCUUCCCUGCGAUUCGCGACAGUAUCAACGCUGGGAACUGGUCACUCGCCCAGCAUUGGAUUGACCGGGUCGCCAACAUUAUUCACCAUGCUAGCAACAAACUCUUGAAUUAA